AGGGAUGGAGGAAGGAAGGAAGGAAGGAAGGAAGGUAGGUACAUAGGUUUCCAUGACCGCUUUUCUAAAUUAUUAAGCUUGAGGUUCGUUAUAUGUUUGUAGCCAGACCUUGACUUUUGCUAUGGAAGAGAUUCGAAACGUCUAAUUUUUUUUUUUUUUUGCUUGUUUUAAUGUUUGCACAAGAAGUUAUCUUGUUUUGAUGUAGAAGUGAAGACAUAAAUAUGCAAGGUUAGUCCUGGCAUAUAGCGGUGGCGUUGCUGUCUGGUGAUUUUCUUCCGGCUUUGGGCUUCCAUUCUUCAUUAGCCAUUUGUAUGUUCCUGAACUGGAAUUCUUCCUGUCGCCUGAUAUGGGACAGCAGCCAUUAGUAACUAAUGAGCAGGGUCUUGCCAUUUUUAUUUAGUGGUAGAAAUUCUUUUAUGACUCAUUAUGACUAGUUAAUUAGCCUAAGUUUUUGUGAGGUUGUAAAUAAAGCGCCAGUUGGAUGGGGUUAAUAGCUGGCUAUGGGGAGUAUAAAGUUGAUGCUUUUCAGUUUGUUGUUUGGAUUUUGUCCUUUGAAUUUCUACUCUAGGAGGUGCUUUUGGAAAAAUCUUGACCAGGAGUCAGAAAACACAAGUUCUUGUCCAGGCAUCCCUGCCUCUCUAUUGUAUAACUGAACAGGGGUGUGCUCAUGAGCAGAAAGACUGCUAUAUUGGCUUGAUUCUGGAAUCCCUGCUCAGGUUGGGCACAUUGUCUUCCGGUGUUCACCCAGGAGCCCUUCUCUGAAGCCCGACAUUUUCCCAGUUGGAGUCUAGGUCUCUUCCUCCUGAGGUCUCCCCCAGUCUGUUCUGUUAAUGGCAGUUUGGGAUUAUAUUGUGACUUUAUCUGUUGCGCAUUGCCUCCCUUUGUGGACCGGAAGCUCCACGAGGUCAGGGUUCACUAUCGUAUUCCUGUGUAUCCGUAUUUCACGUGGGCUCCCCUGCCCUGUGAUACUGGACCUAAAAUAAGUUUGGUUGAGUGAUUAUUGAGGCCGUGGGGAAAGAGUACUUUGAGUUUUGGGAAAUGCCCUUUAACUCACUGCAUCAUGGAUUUGUUGUUAUCGGUAAUGAAGUCAAAAAUUGCUAAAGCUCGUGUCUUCCGUUUACAUCAGAUGGGGUGUGGAGUGAGUCAAGAGAGAAAAGGUAAAAGGCCUCUGGUGUUACUUUUGUUCCGUCUCUCUAUAGUACGCUGAAGGCUGACCGUCUGUACCCUAUGGCUGAGAGUAAAGAAUGAUGGCCGCACGCACUCCUCGGGUCCACAUUUUAGCUUGUUUGCUUUGAAGAAUUUGUAAAGAGUCUUCCUGGUUCCUGGGCUCCUGACGGACUGGUGCUGGAGCAGAUGGAUAAUGGAGACUGGGGCUAUAUGAUGACUGACCCAGUCACGUUGAAUGUAGGCGGACACUUGUACACGACGUCCCUUACCACAUUGACACGUUACCCAGAUUCCAUGCUUGGAGCUAUGUUUGGGGGGGACUUCCCCACAGCCCGAGACCCGCAAGGCAAUUACUUCAUCGAUCGAGAUGGACCUCUUUUCCGCUAUGUCCUCAACUUCUUACGAACUUCAGAAUUGACCCUGCCCCUGGAUUUUAAGGAAUUUGAUCUUCUUCGGAAAGAAGCUGACUUUUACCAGAUUGAACCCUUGAUUCAGUGUCUCAAUGACCCUAAGCCUUUGUAUCCUAUGGAUACUUUUGAAGAAGUUGUAGAGCUGUCUAGUACUCGGAAGCUUUCUAAAUAUUCCAAUCCUGUGGCCGUCAUCAUAACCCAGUUAACCAUCACCACCAAGGUCCAUUCCUUACUAGAAGGCAUCUCAAAUUAUUUCACCAAGUGGAAUAAGCACAUGAUGGACACCAGAGACUGCCAGGUUUCCUUCACCUUUGGACCAUGCGAUUAUCACCAGGAAGUUUCUCUCCGGGUCCACCUGAUGGAAUACAUUACAAAGCAAGGUUUCACAAUCCGCAAUACUCGGGUGCAUCACAUGAGCGAGCGGGCCAAUGAGAACACGGUAGAGCACAACUGGACUUUCUGUAGACUGGCCCGGAAAACAGAUGACUGAUUGCCAGUGCUGGGGAGGACUUCCUGUAAGCUCACGUUUGUCUGGGGACGUGGAAGAGACUGUUCUUGUUUUCUAAAUCAUAGUGUACCCCCUUUUUAAUAUUUGUAUUUAUUUGAAGGCCUCGAGGACCAGAAGGAAGUUCCGUGUGUGAGCAGCCUUCUUGUUUUGUUCCAAAUAUGCAUGUGCCUGUUCAGAGUCUCCAGAAACCUUUUUUAUAAAAAGAGAGCUGAAAAUCAUUAUGAUAUAUAAUCUAUCCUUAACAAUGCUAAAAUGAUUUUUGGUAACGUGGUCCCUAACUCAACUGGAAGGCUAAAAAUACAGUAAUGAAAGAUUAAGCAGAGUAUUCAUGUCUUUGAGGAAAAUCAGAAUAUCAUGUAGGGUGACCUCGAUUCCAGACCAAUAGGCAGUAGUGUAUUAAAGGAAGACUGGCCAAUCAUCUGCCGAUCCUUGUAAGGACUGUUUCUUUCUAUGCAUAUAAAUCAAGCAACCAAAUAUCUGUAGCCAUUGAAAUGUCUGACUAGAAAUAUUUAUAUUGGAUUCUCAAUACAAAAUAUCCCUGUGGUAAAAACCUUAUGCCUGGUACAGUUUCAUUCCCAAGUGUACUGUCUACCAGGAAAGAAAAAUCUAAUAAAAAAUGGAGUAUGAACAUUAA
Molecule: messenger RNA, 2719 nt
Organism: Alexandromys fortis (reed vole)
Lineage: Eukaryota; Metazoa; Chordata; Mammalia; Rodentia; Cricetidae
Gene: Kctd6
Product: potassium channel tetramerization domain containing 6
Exons: 3
Coding region: 1354-2067 (237 amino acids)
Biological process (GO): ubiquitin-dependent protein catabolic process; protein homooligomerization
Molecular function (GO): cullin family protein binding
Source: RefSeq, a predicted model, not a curated record